CUUCCCUCAAUGGAAAAAGGUUUUCCUCCUUGAGUGUGACCGAGCCGAUCCGCCAAUGGGACAAUAAUCCUGAGAGACAACAAACAGAGAGCGAAGAGACUUUCUGCAGCGCCUCGGGACCUGAGCCGCUCUGACAGCUGGAACCUCUCUGCUCAAGUGUGUGGUUGAUCUUGACCAAUCAGAGAGCUGCAUGAGGGAAACCAGGAAGCAGCCAUGGAGCCCUGGUCUGCAGUGGCCUGGGUCCUGCUGCUGACCAUCAUGGUGGAUCUUCUGAAGAGCACCAACACCAGAGACUUCACUGAACAAGAUAUUGUAUCCCUCCACCCCUCCAGUACUCCAUUUCCUGGUGGAUUCAAGUGCUUCACCUGUGAAGAUGCACAAGACAACUUUGAGUGCAACCGUUGGGCUCCAGAUGUGUACUGUCCUCGUGAAGCUAAAUACUGUUACACUCGCCACACAGUAGACGUGGAGGGUGACAGCGUGUCAGUGACAAAGCGCUGUGUGGCUCCAGAGGCAUGUCUCUCCACAGGAUGCACUGACAUGGACCAUGAAGGAAUAAAGGUGUGCACAGCCUGCUGUGAGGGAAAUAUCUGUAACUUACCGGUGCCAUGGAACGAAACAGACGCCAUCUUCUCCAUCACCUCACCUCUCAGCAGCACUGCUGGACAUCCACCCACACUGACCUUUUCAAUCAUCAUCACUUCCUUCAUCAUCUCAAGUGCUGUUUAAAAAGUGGAGUCAAAGUCAAGGUCAUCUAGGUGUACUGACGGGACCAGGUGAACCUGUCAGUGGACCACAUGACUUCUGGUUGGACUCUUAUAUGAGGCAGUUUAGUCUAAAUUUGACAGAAAAUAAAUAAAUUCAUCAAAAACUCAAUAGGUUGUACAUGUAUAGAGAAUGUGGCCCCUGCAUCAGUUAUCACAUAAAGAAUAAUGGUUUUGUUCUUAUUUAGAAUGAUGUUUAAUUUUCCCAUCAUACAUUAUGUUUCUGUACAGUCGGCCAACCAGCAGGGCAACAGUUAGUAACAUUGAUGUACCAUUGUUACACAAAAGUAAAAUUUGUAGGAAACAAUAGUUAUAAGCUCAUCAAAAGUUUCAAAGGGCUGGACUCAAGGUUCUGCAUGUAUGUUUGUGCUGUUUCUACGACAACGUUAAACACCUUAAAGGGAAGUGUGCAGAUGACAGUACUGAUAUGGCUGAUCAGGCAUGUUCAAUAUUAACAGUAGUCUACCAGCAGGCUCACUGAGAGUUAUCCUCCAGCUGUUUUACCUCCGUCAGCUCAGCACGCUCAUCAUCCCAGUAGCAGCUGUUUUACUCACUGACCUGUCGAUGAUGAUCAUUUGGAGUUUGCUGAUGUGUAAAUGUAAAAAGCUCAUGUCCCCGUUUUUAAAGUUUGUAAUUAAAAACAGAGGUCUAGUGUUACACGUGUUUUGGUCAACAGAGGGGGCUGGGUGCUAACUAAAGCAGAUUCAGAAGUGAAGCUAAGACCAUCAAAAUAGACUUAUCCAAUCAGAUUUGUUGUUGUUGUCUCCAGGCAGAGAAAAGGUUAGCUGGCUCACUCAUUGGUUAGGAGUUCAUAACCAGGCAGUAAACUAACAAAAACAAGCAUACCCAAAGCCCCCAGCCAGAACUUAAAAGAAAUGCUUUUAGGUUGGAAGAAUUGAAGAAGAAGAAGUUGCCCGGCUUUCUGCAAUGGACUUCACGCCACAAUAUUCAUAACCUUUUAUGAAAAAUGCUUUUAAAGCUUGUAAUCUGUGGACCCUUGCGAAUUAAAGGAAUAUAAAUAACUGAGAAAUAGAUACACAAUAGGACUUCAUGACUGCUUCAAAGGUAGGAAGUCGUCAUUUGAUUAGACAACCUCCACAAUAAAUACAUGACUGUACCCCUUUUGUAUUUCAUAGGUAAAAUUUUUAACGGUAUAUAUUGAACACCAUCUGGUCACCUAAGUAAAGAGGCUUCAUCUUGUUUAAAUAUUCAAUAAUAUUGUAUGUCUUUGGAUGCAUGUACAUAUAUAUAGUAUUUAUUUUUAUAUCAAGUGUUGUGAGAAAAGUGAGUGUGUGAGUUUGAUGAUUCAAAAUGUCUAUGUCAUGAUGAACCAACCAUGAAUUGAUUUGUUUUUAGGUUCUUGUUGAAUCAUGUGGUGGAAGAGUUUGUAAAGAAGAGUAGAAAUUCCAGUGAUACUUCAGAACACAGAUUACACAAAACACAAACAUGGGACAAUCCACUGUUUUAAUGGAAAUGAAAUACUCUCACACACCACACAACCAGAAUAUCCUUUGAAAACUCUGUCAUUGUGAUGUGGCUAUAAAACAUUAUGUAUGUGCAGGUCCUUGUCCACUGUCAUAUUUCAGUGUACAUAGACCCCUGAGGCCAUUUACAAGUGAUCAGCUGCAGCAUCACUGUGUGCCAUGAUCCAGCACUCUGCAGCCAGAGUUCAGCUUUGACCUUGUUGUGAAACCUUUAAAGGGGGAGUGAGUGAGACUGAGGCUGUAGUCGAAAAAGUCUUUUUUUCUUAGGAAGGUUGAAAGUGAGUGAAAUGAGCUGAAGUAUCUGAGCAGCAGCCAUGAUCAGAGCCGGUCCACUUCUCUAAAUGAUAAGGAAAGAAGCUUCAAUGCUUCCUAUCUUAUCUCCUUUAGCAUAGGAAACACUGGACCUUCCUCUAUGGAAUGAAAGGAGAAAUGCCGUCCCGCAAUUCUUUGCUGCAGCAACAUUUAAAGGAACACACCAUUGUAGUUUCACCACGGCAGACCCACAUAAAUGUAGAAACAUCAGAGCAGCUGUUUUAUGUUUGUGACUUGAUCCAGAACUGAUGGAAAUCCUUGUUUGAUCGACUGAAGCCCAAAUCCAUAAAUAUAGAUUUAUUCUCUUGAAAUCAGUCAGGAGUCAUGAAGAACAAACAGAUUGAAUUUAUAGUUAAUAAUAACAUGGUCAUAACAAAAUACUAUAGUCUAUACAUGUUGUUGUUUCACUACAUCCCCUCCCAUUGUGGAAUGCAUAAGGAACAAUGGCUUCUGUGUAUGAAAAUGUCAAAAGUGUUUAUGUCAGGAAAAUAUGUACUUAUAUCUGAAUAUAAUUUAUUCUGAUCUCUUGUUCAGUUCCAUAUUUUCAUUGAAAUAUUAUUUUAAUGGCUCAACUUUCUCUACAUGUAUAUUUCUUUAUAUUUAUCUUAUUUCAACAUUUCAGUCCUGUUUGUUUUGUGUUUGGAAACUUAUCAUCUAUGUGUUAUAAAUAAAGUUAGUUAGAGAAAAAAAAUCAUAGUGGAAGUGCAGUCAGUACUUUUGAACUCUCCUUCACAUCUUUCCUUGACCUAAUGACAUUUUCCAUCAAGGUCGAGGAGAAGUGGUUAGAGAGGAGAUUAUUUGGACUUUUCGACUGCAGCCUGAUAUAACUCUGACUCUUUGUUGGUGCUGACAGAAACCUGCGCUACACUGUCUCUGUAGUAACCAUGGUUGAGACUGUCACAGGGCUGAAGGGUCUGGUGUGGACAGAUUACUUGUUGAUGACAGUGACUUCAGUCUGUCACUAUGAAACUGUAGCUCUGAUGUGACGGAACAGCUCUGAGAGUCAGUCGUUUAACAUUCUCUGCCUUAACACCAGACGAUGCAAAUGCUGACAGAAGAUAUAGUAGGAGCUUUACCUGGGUUAUGGCUGGGGUUAACUCCAACCUGGUCUGGUUUGUCCAGAUGAUGAUGAUGCCUGAUGUUUUUUUACUGAGUGUUUUACUGUGUUUUCUAAGAAGCUUCCUUUACUACAUGUACCAAGGCUGUUAAAGAGAAUCAUGUUUCCAUUGUGACUGAAGUCUGAUCAAUAUGUUUUGAGGUUGCACUGUCUUUCCGACAAUGCAAUGAAACAACAUGUACACAGGAAGUAGUAGUAACAUGAAGUGAAGCUGAUGUAUGUAGAUCCCACUUCCUAUGUUUAGUCACCUCUGACAUGUCUCUCAUCCAUCUCUCAGUGACAAGAUGCUGUGUUAGCAUGUGCAGUGUACUGGAGGCUGUAGAGUCUCUUACUUCUUGUCUUUUGUAUUUUAGAAGUUUUUGAUCUUGUGUCAGAUAACAUUGUUCAGGCUUUUGUUUUAACUCAAUUACAAGUGAAACUCAAACUGUUGCAUGCCAGUUUUGUGCCAACUUGUGUUACAUUUGUUGAUGCGCCACUUGUAUGUAAAUAUACAUUUAUACAUGUCUGUAGAGGUGUGAAAUCUUAACCUUUCAUGUUACAGAUGAUUUCUCAAUGUGAACAUUAACAGAAAUCAUUCACUUCAUGAAAGAGUCACCAGCAGUUCAUGUGGUGUCGUUACAGUGUUUGUGAGUAUGGAGCCAAUAAAGGUGCAUGUGUAGUGAC
Seriola aureovittata is the source of this 4340-nucleotide messenger RNA. RefSeq names its product LY6/PLAUR domain containing 6 (gene lypd6). The coding region runs from base 214 to 729 and encodes 171 amino acids. The record is from RefSeq and is a predicted model, not a curated record. Gene Ontology annotation, biological process: positive regulation of canonical Wnt signaling pathway. The transcript is spliced from 5 exons. Gene Ontology annotation, molecular function: acetylcholine receptor inhibitor activity. Lineage: Eukaryota; Metazoa; Chordata; Actinopteri; Carangiformes; Carangidae.